AUGUGUACUACCGAGUGCGUGGAGACGCACAAGUGCAAGAUGCUUGGCUCUGCAUUGCACGAAAAAGGAACAGGACGUGUGUCGCUGCCCUUGGUUUGUAUCAAGCCGCAGAAACGGCCGCGUACCAAGAGCGAUGCACGUACAGUGCUUGGCGCGUCGAUGGAUACAGGUGCCUUGAAGCGUACAAAGACAGGGCGCAAGGAAAAUCAUCUAUCUCGUGCGUUUUUGUCUUUUCCAGAAACGGAUGCGGCGACAAAUGAUUUUCUGCAGGAAGUCCAAGUGCCCGGUGCGUCAAGCCCACGAAAUGCUCCAUAUAGCCCGGAGGUAAUGCGCGAGGCGUCUUUGCAUAUCCUGGAGCAAAUGCGCAGUUGCGAGCCGGACAAGGAUCGAUGGGAGGCGAUCAAUCCUGCAGAUUACCGGGCUGCAGCAUUGUUUUCCAUGCUGAUUGAGAAUAUUGUUUGUCGAUACGAUCUGGGAGCGUACCCCUACGGGAUCUACGGACCACCGCCGCCUGGCAUGAUAGUGAAUGUAGAGUAG
Malassezia vespertilionis is the source of this 537-nucleotide messenger RNA. RefSeq lists its product as uncharacterized. The record is from RefSeq and is a predicted model, not a curated record. The coding region runs from base 1 to 537 and encodes 178 amino acids. The transcript has 2 exons. Lineage: Eukaryota; Fungi; Basidiomycota; Malasseziomycetes; Malasseziales; Malasseziaceae.